AUGUUUCUGGUUCUAGUUCUGUUUCUGGUUCUAGUUCUGUUUCUCGUUCUGUUUAUUUCUCUUUCUGUUUCUGAUUCUGUUACUGUUUGUGUUUCUAUUUCUGUUUUUAUUUUUGUUUUUGAUUCUGUUUUUGUUUCUGGUUUUGUUUCUAAUUCUGGUUCUGGUUCUGUUUUUCAUUCUGGCUAUGGAUCUAGUUCUGGUUCUGUUUCUGGUUCUAGUUCUGUUUCUAGGUUCUGUUUAUGUUCUGGUUCUGGUUCUGUUUUUCAUUCUGGCUAUGGAUCUAGUUCUGGUUCUGGUUUUGAUUCUGGUUCUAGUUCUGUUUCUGGUUCUGAUUAUGAUUCUGUUUCGGAUUCAGUUUCUAAUUCUGUUUCUGGUUCUCUUUCUGUUUCUGUUUCUGAUUCUGUUUGUGGUGCUGUUUAUGUUUCUGGUUCUAGUUUUGUUUCUGGUUCUGUUUAU
Messenger RNA from Protopolystoma xenopodis, 456 nucleotides. The record is from the annotation of a GenBank genome assembly. Lineage: Eukaryota; Metazoa; Platyhelminthes; Monogenea; Polystomatidea; Polystomatidae.